Molecule: messenger RNA, 1188 nt
Organism: Exaiptasia diaphana
Lineage: Eukaryota; Metazoa; Cnidaria; Anthozoa; Actiniaria; Aiptasiidae
Exons: 5
Coding region: 1-663 (220 amino acids)
Source: RefSeq, a predicted model, not a curated record
AUGGCCGUUCUCUCUCGAGCACAUGGUCCCGCGCGCAUGCGCGUAACGACUGACAUUCUCAAUCUYCUGUACUUUUUGUYUGCAAUUCAUCUACAAUUCACAUACUGCUGUGAAGUGUACCGCUUCGCUGAAAGCGCUGAACAAGAGGCUCUUGAGGGUCACGUGAUCAAGACCGUAACCAAAAACAUAAAGAAUCUCUGCUGGGGUGACUGCGUUUGGUUGCCAUGGUGCUUCUCGAUAAAUGUUCGCCAAACAAGUGAAGGAAUGUUUUUAUGUGAGUUGAAUAACUCAAGUAAAAAAGCAAAUCCACACAAGAUAAGGAAAAGAGAGGGAUGGUUUUAYCAUGAAAUGACGAAUAUAAGUACCAAAUUUUGCUAUUUGGGUGAAUGCAAGAGAAAAGAAGAUCUGGGCAAUGGAUGGCAUCGUUAUUGGGACGCUUCUAUCAAGCUAUUUUCAGAGAAGAAGAACUGGACCGAUGCUCGUCACUAUUGUCAGUCGUUAGGUGGUGAUCUUCUCUCCAUUACUAGCUCACACGAAAACGACUUUGUAAAGGAAGUCUUUCUGAAGCAACUGAGCAUACCCACCAUUAGAAAUGAUGUCCCAGACUUUGGUGUACCUUACCAAGAACUGCGGUUGAACCAAUCUUCGCCGAGUGUAGAGUAAGUAGUUUUCAUAACAGAUCUCAGUAUCCCUAACUGGGCACUGGGGAGUCCCUAUGUGCGCAAGCACUUUUCCUUCCUUCCUUCCUUCCGUCUUUUCGUUCAUGUACCACCUCAGGAAACCGCGAUCAAGGAAAAAGAGUUCAGUAUACAAAUCUAUAAUCGACAGGAAAAAAAAAAAAGGAAAAUCGACUUACAAAAUAAAUAAUAUACUAGCUCCAAACGGUUAACGAUGAAAGAGAAAAUAUAAUAUUAUACAAAAAAGAAAAACUUUUUUGAGACAUUUGUACAGUCCUUAUAAGACACAUGGAAUAAAAUAAUGAAAUAAAAAAAAAAUAAUUCUUUAACAUGAUCAAUGUGAUGAUUUUUCAGCACAAGAAUAAACAAACCCAUCGAGCACUCAUAGAGUCUAUCUCGAGCAUUGAACAAUAAACCCUUUAACCAAACUGUUCUACGCUGCGUUAGCAUCAAAACCAUGAAUGAAUUCUCACAGGCCGUGCAAAUGCAAGAGAUAAGUGACCAGAAGACA